CGCGUUGUCUUCACUGCUCUCUGCAGUUCGGUUUCUGUGUUCUUUUGUCUGCAUUGUUUGUUCUUGUGUGUGUAUCUGUAUAUCGUGUGUUUGUAUUGUACAUUGUGCUGAUUCUCCCAGCUGCCGUACGAUAACGGCUUAUCCUGCAUGACCCUCCAGGCUCCUUCCUUCUCUCUAUAGACAGUUCUUUCCAUGCCCGACAGAACGUCAAGCAUAUCCUCGUCCACGACAGCGAUUUCCUCCUCUGGCGGCUCGACCCCCGCGCGCACUGUCAUCAAAGUCGCAGUCAUCGGGACCGGACUCGCUGGUCUUGUCUCUGCCUAUCGGUUGGCUACCUCGAACUCUGGAUCUGUCGAGUUUGAAGUUCAUCUGUUUGACGAGAGCCCUGUAAUCGGCUUCGACGCGUCCUCCAUCUCGGUAACCGACUCCGAUGGCGUCGAAAGACGAGUCGACGUGCCCAUGCGCUCAUUCGCAGGCGGCUACUACACACGCGUGAUUGCGCUCUACCGCUCGCUCGGCCUACAAUUCCACAACGCAAAGUUUUCGUACUCGUUCUCCGAAGUUUCCAACGACGUCAAGAGCGAGCGCGGCGCAGAGACGUACUACAUGCACGGCGGACAGAAGCAGUUGAUUAAGAAAAGCGGGCGGCCGGUUGAGAAAGGCCGGGUUGCGUAUUAUGCGAGCUUGGUAGCCGUGCUGUUUUGGUAUAUAUAUUUCACGCUCGUCGCGGCGUUUUCGAGGCCAAAAGGCGGUCUGACGUUUGAGAAUGAGGCAAGACUAGACCACAGCCGGCGCGCGAGGUAUUGGUACAUGACCGACCCCGACGAUGUCUUGAACGAGCGCAGUGGGGGAAGUGGGUUUAAAUCCCGGAACCUGUUUCGAAAAGAAAACAUCUACGGCUCGAUGGAGACCGGCGACGAAGACGAGGUGAUGAUCGGCACGGGCGUCGAGACGCUGCGCGAGUACGUCGCGCGGUGGCAUUUUCCUCGGUGGUUUGUGGAUCGGUUUAUGACUCCCUUGUUUUGCGCAAUGUCUACCUGCACAGUUGAUACGAUCAUGGAUGCGCCCGCGGCGGACGUGAUUGACUACAAACGAACGACGUUUAUGAAACCGCAUUAUCUACUUUCUAAAAACAGCAGAUCGGCCGUCGACGCGCUGACGGCUUGUUUGAACCCGGACAACAUCCAUCUCGGGAUGGCAGUGAAGUCAAUGCUCUCCGAAGGCUCGACCUGGACUAUCCGCACCGGCGACCGGGACUACAAUCAUUUCGUGCACGUCAUAAUCGCCACGCCGCCCUCAGUCGCGCGCGAACUACACCCGCCGCUGGAGAAGAUCUUCAAGGACGUAAAGUCCGAGUACGUGCGCGUGCUGGUGCACACCGAUAGCCGCGUGCUGGACUACAUGAACCCCAAGGACAUCCGCGACCUGAACCUGAUCCGCACGGCGGACCGCGCGGAAGCCACGCACGUUCUCUUCCCAGGGGUAUACCAAACCACGAGCCCGACGACUCUGUGCAGCUAUCCAGACCAGCCCGAGAGCGCAGACUUUGGCGGCCGCAUAGCGCCAGAGAAGAUCGUGAAGGAGAGCAGGUUCGAGCGGGUGGUCAGAUCUGCGGAGCUCGUGCAGGCAAUCGAAAAGAUGCGCAAGCACCAGGGCAGACACAACGUCUGGGUCACCGGCAGCUGGAUGUGGCAGGGUCUGGUUCUGCUUGAGGGGUGUGUUGCGAGCGCAGACUACGUGACCGAGCGCAUAAAGACAAAGAGCGGGAAGACGACGAUAUCAUCUAGAGACAUAGUCUGAAAUAUAUGUUUGUAAUAAUUCUACAAAUAUUAGUAAUUACAGUGACGUCAGAACCCUAAAGAAAUGACUAU
This is a messenger RNA of Myxozyma melibiosi, 1871 nucleotides long. RefSeq lists its product as uncharacterized. NCBI's taxonomy places the organism in Eukaryota, Fungi, Ascomycota, Lipomycetes, Lipomycetales, Lipomycetaceae. The record is from RefSeq and is a predicted model, not a curated record. Gene Ontology annotation, molecular function: oxidoreductase activity. The coding region runs from base 193 to 1800 and encodes 535 amino acids. The transcript is spliced from 2 exons.